AUGGAGGCCCUGCCUGAUGUCAUGGCUUGUUUUGUACAAAAAUGGAAUGGAAGAUUCUUUGAAGACUUCACUCUACAGCUGGUUGGUUUGGUGCUACACUUGGGCCAUGCCAGAGUACCAUGCCUGGCAGGAGAAGGUUCUUGGGAGGAUGCUGCCAGCCAUGUAGAUGAAGAGUGGGAGGAUAUUGAGGAGAGUCAACAACUGGCACAUCUCAACCCACUGGAUGAUAGAAACUAUCUGACAGUUGUGGACACUGGUGGCAUGCACUUUUGCAAUGUGCAGUAUUGCAACUGCCCUGGGUCUGAGGAUUCACAUUGUCAGCUUACCAUGGCCAGCCUAUUCCUGGCUACAACUAAGGCACUAAGGACAGUUUUCACUUUCCAGGUGCUGGACAACUUCAUCAGGCACAAUGUUGAAUGUGGAACCUCUGCCAUGAACUAUUAUAGCAAACUUCAGAGAGUCACCUCAAGCACAUUUCCUCACCUAGUGCCAGGAUUCCAUCAACAGUCAUCUGAUCCCCAGGCUGGUGAACUUGUCCUCUUCUGCCCUGCCUGUCCCCAGCCAGGGAUCAAUGUACUGGACCAGGAUAUCAAUCUCUCUGAGACCUUUGUGAUGGACAGCAACUUCAAGGCCAAGCAUAUGCUGCCCAAGAAUGCUGCCAAAGAGGUCUGGCUCAUGGAUGGAAAUGGCUGCAUGGUCACAUCAGCUCCAUACAAGGAAUAUUUGACCAGGACUAAAUCUGACUGCAAUAACCACCAGGCUGUUAAUCAAGCAAAUGCACAAAGGAAUAAGUUGGAAUUGACCAGGAUUGGUGGAUGUGCCUGUGCAAGGCAUGGCUGUUUUGUACCUCAUGCAAUGGUCAACUUUCAGAAGGGAGAGCAGCAGGUCAAUAUGGAUUAUGCUCUGGUCCAUGCCAUGCACCAUGGAUUGGACCCCUGGCAACUGGUCAUAACCUUUUAUGACAUCAAUUAUUACAGAUUCAGCCCAGCAUUGGACUAUGGCAUGUCCAUGGCCAUCAGACAGAGUGCUUCACCAGAUAUGCUUGCAAACUUUAUUCCAGGUGCCAGCUGGGUGGAUGGUGAAAUCAUGGAGACCCUCUGGUCUUCUCUCAACAUAAUCUCAACACCAGCCUGGGGAAUGGUGACAGCACAUCAUCAGGAGUUGCUGGACUUCCAAAUGAAUGAUACAUUGGCAUUGAAAUGGAAGUUCAAGGUUGCCAAGCAGUCAUUAGCAACAAUCCAAGAUAAAUUCAAUGAGUUGGAUAGCAAGGUACCAGAUGGCUUGCAUCAGUUAUGGGUGGAACAAGAACUUGUGGCACAGUCAUGCUGGCAGAAUACUCCACAGGCCAUGGAAAUAUAUGAAGUCUGGCUGGAGAAGGCACCCACCAUGAAAGCCAUUGAGAUUGACCUAAUCCAUAACAACUGUUCAUUCAGCAGCUCACAUGGUUCAGCUACUUGGAUUGCACAGGCAUUAAAGGUUGAGCAGGCUCAAAUAAUGGACACCAAGGCAACAGAGGCAGACCAGUUGUCAAUUUCAUGCCAGCAAGACUGGUUGCAAUCACAGAUUGAUGCACUAGUACAUGGAGCAGCCCAGUUCAUCAGAAAUGACUGGCAAGUUAACCCCAGGCAAAGGCCCAGAAGUAUAGCCCCAUUCAAUGGGGACAGUAAUGACAAAACUCAUGAUCCAUUCCUCCCUGAUCGUCCUGGUCACCAGGAGGAAAUACAUAUGAGACAGGGCCAGGCAAAUGAUGCAUUGCAUGAAUUGCAUCUGGCCCUCAUGGACAAGGCUGUGAUAUUUCAUACAGAUGUCCAGAAAGGAGGGAACUACAAAAUGACAACCUGGGCAUGGGGGCAGAUAUCCAAUGCAGAGGCAAUGCAACUCAUUGCACUGGGGGCUGGGGAGGACAUUCUUGGCAAAUACCAAGAAUUGAAUAGGGCAGACCUGACUUUUAUCAAGUCAACUGGCUGCAUACAAAAGCACUAUGGGAUUCGCUGGGAAGAAGAGCUAGAGUUACUCACUGGAGACUGGGUGGACACAGAAAUUCUUCUUACACAAGGAGAAAUUCUGGAGUGGCUGGCAUAUGGAGGCAUUGGCAGUGGGCAACACCAGCUUUGCAUGCUAUAUGGCUAG
Messenger RNA from Pisolithus orientalis, 2130 nucleotides. RefSeq lists its product as uncharacterized. The record is from RefSeq and is a predicted model, not a curated record. The transcript is spliced from 14 exons. Lineage: Eukaryota; Fungi; Basidiomycota; Agaricomycetes; Boletales; Pisolithaceae. Bases 1 to 2130 code for a protein of 709 amino acids.